AGCAAAUUUCUGUGAACGUACUCCGCUCGAUUAUUUUCUCAUUCUUUUGCGUCAAAAUUUGCUGGUCAGUGUUUUUCGUGUAACCAAGUUGAUGGGGUCUCCCUCAAUUCGUAAGCUUGUAAAAACAAUCUAAAAGGUUUUAAAGUUGGCGCUUUCCUGCUGCUGCUGGUGCUUGCAUCCAUUUUCUUCCUUAACAACCCAAAGGAAUACCUAACUUCGUGUGGGGUUCUUUUUUCGGGAUCUCACUUGGUGGCCUAAGAUUGAAUGACCAUCUAAAUCAGGGAACAUCCCACUUCUGAGAUGACGACCUACGCCACCGACAGCCAAGGUAAAUUCAUACCGGCAACUCAGCGACCGGAUGGAACUUGGCGCAAACCUCGGCGUGUCCGAGAUGGCUACAUUCCCCAGGAGGAAGUUCCACUGUACGAGAGUAAGGGUAAACUGUUCGCACAAAAACCUGCUCUGCCACCUGGCAUGUCUCCGGAAAUGGCCCAAAAGAUGAAGGAAAAGCGCGAACAGGAACAAAGAAUUCGCCAACAGCGGGAAGCCGCCGAGGCAGCUCGAAGAAGUGCUCAGAACGCACAGCAUCAAACUCCAGGUUUGCUCAUCCUACAUUCGGACAGUGGAAAUAAACACCAACAAAACCAGUCACAGCAACAGCGCCAGCAAAACGCGAAACCCUCCAAACCCAAAAAGAAAGCUGCCGAACUGCCGGAUGUGCUGCUGGAACAACGACAGCGUGAUGAACAAAAACAGGCCCGUCAAUUGCAACAGAAUCAAAAGACCGCAAAAUCACAACAGACCAAGUCGCAGCAGCUUGACGAUGCUACCAAGACUUUCAACGAUCUCUCCCUGAGCAACAGCAACAGUUUAGGAGGGGAAGCCAGCGAAGGGCAUACCGAUCUCAGUAAAAAGCUAAGAAAACUGCGCAAGAAAAUUCGGGAGAUAGAAAUCAUCGAGGAGCGGUUACGGGUCAGCGACGGACCUCGCCCGGACAAGGAUCAAAUUGAGAAGGCCAAACGGAAGCCAGAAAUUUUGAAGGAAAUCGAGGAACUGGAAAAAACGAUACCCAACUGAUGAUGAUGAUGAUGCUGAAGCUGAUCGGGUCUUCGCUUCACUCAUUCUCCUCAUUCAUUUAAGAAACACGCUCCGGUCCCGAAAUGUUCUGGCUGGCCGAAGCUCUCGGUGUACAAACGAAACGAUAAGCUAUACAGUUAAAUUAUGGUAGUCUGCUCAGCGGUUCACCUUUGAAAAAAUCACACUUUUUGAAGGGUCCUGAAGUAGUGUGAGAGUAUUUUACUUCUUCGUUGAGUUUGAUUGUCUAGAAUGUGUUAUAUUUUCUUUUUCCAUGAAUUUUUUUAACCUUUUCAUGGUUCCACUUUACUUUUUCAAUGUUCCUUUGUGUAUGUGUUUCCUUCUAAUUUUUUUUUUUUCGAUGGCCGCCUAUCGUAGAUUGUUCAAAAUUUAAUCUUACUCCCAUCAACCAUUUUUAUCAGAAUUGAAGCUAUUAAAAGCCUAAAAUUUUCUAAAAACCAAUUAAUUGAACAUAUUUUAUUUAGAAUUUUUUAUCAAAUUGAAUUGUAUAUGAGUAAGUAUAUAAACAAAAACAUAUACGGAAAUACUGUCGACAGUGCAUUAGUUUCAAGGAUAAAAUACACAUUUGAGUUGGCAACGAGCCCAUACUGCUUCCUUUUCCUUUUUACUAUCUCUCCCUGGAGUGCAAAAAUACACAAACAAACAAAAGCAUGUCUGUAGACAAAAACCUAAACAGGUACACUUCCACUAUGCUCAGUAGAUAAUAAUUCGCAAAGAAAGAAUGAAGAAUUUAAAACUAAAACAACAAGAAUAGCGUAUAGAACAACUUUUACUCCAAAACUUGUGGUAGAACUUGCAGUAGUGCGAUCAGGCACAGACGUAGAAACGAUCCUAACUUAGCUGCUACAAAUAACACAACACAUCCAACCGAAGAUCAUUAAUAGAAGAAUACAUUGACGAAAUUAUCUAACUACUAUUCCUUCUUAGACGAAACA
Messenger RNA from Uranotaenia lowii, 2030 nucleotides. It is a transcript of the gene Pym, whose product is annotated as partner of Y14 and mago. Lineage: Eukaryota; Metazoa; Arthropoda; Insecta; Diptera; Culicidae. The record is from RefSeq and is a predicted model, not a curated record. Gene Ontology annotation, cellular component: cytoplasm; exon-exon junction complex. Gene Ontology annotation, molecular function: RNA binding. The transcript is spliced from 4 exons. The coding region runs from base 301 to 1077 and encodes 258 amino acids. Gene Ontology annotation, biological process: exon-exon junction complex disassembly.